AUUAUUAAUAGUAUGUAACUCGGAAUUUCGCGUCGGUAAAUCAGCUCACGUUUCAUCGCAAAUUAGGCCGAACAAUAAUAUAACAAAAUGUUUAAUAAUUGUUAAAUUUACAAACUGAGUUUUUUAUUACAAUAGUGAUAGCGAAAAGCAGAUUUUAAUUAUAUAUAUUGGUUGACAUUCUACUUCAAUUGAACAAAAUUCAGUAUAGGUUAAGAUCAUAACCUAACACUUAUGUUAAGUAUAUGCUUGAUGUCCCGAGAGUCCAUAACUAAGACGCGCAGGUUGGACGAUGGUGGGGGAACGCAGCGAAUUCUCCGCCAAUCGCUUUCCACCUCGUCUGAGUAUCGCCAAUCAGAGCGACAAUGCGCAGAAAAGAACGAAAACUGGUCUUUUCGCAGUUAUAGACUCUCGAGCAUCAAUAUUCUUAUAACUACCGUUAAGUCUUACAUUUUUAUAGAUUAUUUCAAAUAUAUACAAAGUUUUGACUUAUUUUAUUAAAAUUUUGAUUUCAUAUCUCAGAAGAAUGGGAAAAGUAUAUUCCUACUUUUCACGACCACUUCGUACAUUUAACAUUGAAAAUCGUACGGAGCGGAUUCUUGCAAAAUCGAAGCCUACUCCUGCACCUCAGUAUCCAUAUGUAAAGAAACAAAAGGAAAUAGUAGAUAAAUUGUAUCCAAAUUUUAUGGAAACCCACUUAAAGAAGGAUACACAGUUGGAUGACCGAUUAAAACAAGUUUUUGUUGAGUCUGAUAAUCCAAAGGUUGAAGUAUCAUCUUCUACUAAAUCAUUACCACAAGACAGAAGUCAAACUCCUCUGUUUGAAUAUGGUGUUUACGUAUCAGAUGUAAUUCCUGAGGGUAAAUGUUCCUUAAGGCAAGCAUUGGAUUUUAUUUCCAAGCAUAAUGAAAACCCUACUGAAUAUUCUGCGAAGCAAAUAGCUCAAGAAUACAAAUUAGAUAAACAAGUAGUGGAAAAUAUUUUAAAACAUUUUAAAAUCCCUAAUGUUAAGCAAUUUAAACGGCGGCAAAUUGAUUGGACUCCAGUUGAAAAGACAAACUAGUAUUUGUAUCUAAGAAAUUAAUAUAAAUAUGUAGAUAAUGUGUAAAUAAUACUGUAUUAUUAAAUAAAUUACUUAUUUCAAUUCA
Molecule: messenger RNA, 1145 nt
Organism: Osmia bicornis bicornis
Lineage: Eukaryota; Metazoa; Arthropoda; Insecta; Hymenoptera; Megachilidae
Product: protein NDUFAF4 homolog
Exons: 5
Coding region: 524-1060 (178 amino acids)
Biological process (GO): mitochondrial respiratory chain complex I assembly
Cellular component (GO): mitochondrion
Source: RefSeq, a predicted model, not a curated record